Molecule: messenger RNA, 4347 nt
Organism: Anarrhichthys ocellatus (wolf-eel)
Lineage: Eukaryota; Metazoa; Chordata; Actinopteri; Perciformes; Anarhichadidae
Gene: hnrnpll
Product: heterogeneous nuclear ribonucleoprotein L like
Exons: 13
Coding region: 98-1744 (548 amino acids)
Biological process (GO): mRNA processing
Cellular component (GO): nucleus
Molecular function (GO): RNA binding
Source: RefSeq, a predicted model, not a curated record
GAGAGAGAGAGAGAUUGAUUCAGUCCUGGCAGGUGUUAGCGUCUCUUCCUCCGUCAAACCGAUCAUCUUCAUCCGUGAAUUCACCGUCUCGUCCGUGAUGGAGGAGAGAGAAGACAGAGGAGGAGGAGGAGGAGGAGGAGGAGGAUACCACCGGGCAGCCAAGCGGCUCCGGACGGAAGAGGAGGCCGGCGGAGAGGAGCUGGAGGACGGGGAGCAGGACUCCGCCGGAGAGGAGGCAGCGAGGAGCGGCGUCACCGAGAGCAGGAGCCGCAGGAUCCGAGGGACCAAGGACGGUGUGGAGGACAGUCACUGCAUCCCUCCGUCUGCGGUCGUCCACGUCCGAGGGCUCUGUGACGCCGUGGUGGAGGCUGAUCUGGUGGAGGCGCUCGACAAGUUUGGCAACAUCUGUUACGUGAUGAUGAUGCCGUUUAAGCGCCAGGCUCUGGUGGAGUAUGACAGCGUGGACAGCGCCGAGCGCUGCGUGUCGUGCGGAGCUCGUGAGGCCAUCUGCGUCGCCGAGCAGCAGGCCUUCUUCAACUUCUCCACCAGCCAGAGAAUCACCAGACCCACCAAUGUAGACGACCCCACCAGCGGAAACAAAGUCCUGCUGCUGUCCAUCCAGAACCCGCUGUACCCCAUCACCACCGAUGUUCUCUACACCGUCUGUAACCCCAUCGUUAACGUCCAGCGCAUCGUCAUCUUCAAGCGCAAUGGCAUCCAGGCCAUGGUGGAAUUUGAGUCAGUGGAGGACGCUCAGAAGGCCAAACUGGCUCUAAACGGAGCCGACAUCUACGCCGGCUGCUGCACGCUCAAGAUCGAAUACGCUCGGCCCAACAGACUGAACGUCGUCCGCAAUGACAACAGCAGCUGGGAUUACACCAAACCCUUCCUCCUGCAGCGAGAGAGGGGAAAGGGGAGGCAGCGGCAGGCUAUACUGGGAGAGCAUCCAUCCAACGGUUAUGGCUCGCACUGCCCCCUGCUGCCUCUGCCUGGGAACUGCAGGUACAGGAGGAGCAGUGAGGAGGUGCAGGACAUGAUCUCCUACCCGCUGCUCCUCCCUAAGACCUCCCACUCCUACUCCUCCUCCUCCUCCUUCCUGGGCCACGGCGCCUCCAGCUCAGUCGCCAUGGUGAGCGGCCUCCAUCCAGCCAAGAUGAACUGCAGCUGCAUCUUCAACCUCUUCUGUCUCUACGGCAACGUGGAGAAGGUGAAAUUCAUGAAGAGCGUUGCCGGCACGGCGUUGGUGGAGAUGGGGGAUGAGUACGCGGUGGACCGGGCCGUGACUCACCUCAACAGCAUCAAGGUGUUUGACAAAAAACUCAACGUCUGUGUGUCCAAACAGCAGGCGGUCAUUCCCAGUCAGGUGUUUGAGCUGGCCGACGGCAGCAGCAGCUACCAGGACUUCAGUCUGAGCAGAAACAACCGCUUCAGCAGCGCACAGAGCAGCAGGAACAUCAUCCAGCCGCCCUCCGCCGUCCUGCACUUCUACAACGCCCCUCCCACCCUGAGCCAGCACCAGCUGCACAAGCUCUGUACUGAACACAACGUUCCCGCCUUCACCAAGUUCAAGGUCUUCGAUGCCAAAUCAGCCAGCUCUAAGACUCUGUCUGGUCUGCUGGAGUUCGACAGUAAAACUGAUGCUGUGGAGGCUCUGACCGUCCUCAACCACCACCAGAUCAGAAUACCCAACAGCUCCAACCCCUUCACCCUGAAACUCUGCUUCUCCACCUCCUCCCAUCUGUGAGCCACAAACAAGAUCGUCGCCGCAGUUGGCAGGUCCUCCAGAACGACGGGGAAGUUUUAUUCUUUACAGAAAGAGAAAAUGAUGCAGAACGGUGGCAGGAGAUUUGAGUUUUUUCCUGUGAGGCGUUUGAAUGGAUGAUUUUAUUUGUGUGGUUUCUGUUUAUUUGAGCAUUGAGAUGGAGUCGUGACGAGGCAGUUUAACGAGGAAAAGCACCUUAAUGAACUAAAUGAGUUAACGGUCCUUGGAGCCUCCUUUAAAACAUGAGUGAUGCCAGCGAUCUGAGAGAAAACCUUCUGCUCCGGCUGAAAUGUGAUUUCUCCCACAAGAGAAAUCAAAUCGAUAAAUAGCUUUAUCCUCCACAAAAGGCCCUCAGAUCCUGAAGAGAUAUGAAGAUAUCAGCUGUCACUAAAUACAGAAGUAGUCACACAUGAAACAGCUUUUUAGAGGAGCGAUGUAGUUGUUGUUGUAACAGGCCGAACUCAGGGAGGAAUCAGAUAUCAGAGUAUUUAUGUGACAAUCCUGAAAUAUUUUUUUUACAAGUAAUUUUAAUAUUGUUGGACCAGUUUAGGAUUUAUUCAGUUUUAUUUCAUUUCGUUGACUUUAAAGUUAUUUUAUCAUCUCAGUUGAGCCGCUAAUGGUAAAUCAGUGUAUUUCAUGUAAAACGGAGCUCAAAGAUUAGUAGUUUUAUUUGUGUGAUUGAUUGAAUUUAACAAAUUUAUUUUUAUUUUUAUAGUUAUAAAUGCACUCUCUGGGUUUCCUCCACAACUGCACUGCUGAAUGACUUUUUAAGAAGAGGGGGUCGGUUCUUGUUUUACUGAGGAGCUGAUCAAUGUUAUUGUUUAUAGUUUCCUCUGUAGUUAUCAGUCGGGAGGUGGAAAGCACAACAUUAUUAAUUGAACAUUUACAGAAUAAUUACAUUUUAUGGAUAAAGUCCUUUUUACUUUUCGUUGUUUGAUUUGUGACUUUUCAAGUAGCAAUACUUUGUGUCUGUGUACUUACUAAAUUAAUUCUUGGUUCCAGAAAUUGUGGUUCAGCUGUUGGAUGACAAGUUAGCCACAAGUUAUUUAUGAGGCUGUAUUUCCAGCUACUUCUGCUGCACGCAAGUUUGCAAAAAAACAAAACAAAACAGCAAUUAAAACAGUUCUUAGUCACGAAAGCAAUUAGUGUAAAUGUCAUGUGUGACGGCGAAGGUUUUGGCCUCACGCGACAAAAUAGCUCUAGCAUGACACAAAGUUAGCCGUAUAACUGCUAAAAACAACGGACUCACUGUAGCAAUUUAGAAUAACAAUAACUUCCCAUAAGACUUUGAGCUCGAUGCAUCAUAAUAAUAAUGACUAAAUGUGUUACAAUGCCACAUUUGUGUUCGGAUGCUCAUACCAUGUUGGCUGGAUCAACCACAGAACUCGUUAACAGUUUUCAUGCAAACUGUUUCUUCUGCAAUUAUCUUGAGUGUGUGGGAAGACAAGUAGUGAUUUUUCAACAUUUUUUUGAGCAGCACCAACUAAAGUUAAUUUACCUCCAUUUUAUUUGGGGGGAGGUUUUGUGAGUGUGUGUAAUUCUGGGUGAACUGCCCCUUUUUAAAAAUAUCUUAAAGGAAUACUUCACCCGCAACAUACAUUACUCACCACGUGUUACUUUGAGUUCUUGAAGACAGCUUUGUUUUUCCUGCAGGCCUCCACGGUGAAAGAGAAUCACAAAACGUCUUGAUGGAGCGGGAAACGUCUUGAUGAAUUAAGCAAAUGGGGAUUUGUGUUUAUCAACAGCAAAACUGUAUCAAAACAUUACAAACUCUGACACAACUCGAGCAGUUUAAUCCAAGUUUCUUUUUUCCAGUCGUAUGCUCAGUACUUCCUAAACACAUGCAUUUUGACCCAGAUCUUUUUAUUCAAAACACUUUUGCAUCAACAGUCUCACGCUUGCAAAGGCGUGCUACUUGUCCGUGCGAGUGUUUUGGAUAGUAAAGUUUUAGCAAAGAUGCACGUGUUUGGGAAGUAUUCAGCAUACGAGUGGAUAAAUGAAGCUUGGAUUAUACUGCACGAUUUGUGUGAGAGUUUGUGAACGGAUGUCUUGAUGAUUUGCUGUUGUAAUACGCGGCCUCCAUUCAUUUAAUUGAUCAAGACUUUUCUCUGGUUUUUGAUUCUCGGUUCACCGUGGAGGCAUGCAACAAUUCAAGGCAACGCGUGGUGAGUAAUUAAUAUACAAAUGGACAUUUUGUGGUUGAAGUAUUCCAGAGUUUUGAUGGUGGUUGAACCAUUCAACAGAACUAUGUUUCUGACUGUCAACUUUGUUUGUCACUGUCUGUUCAUUAAAUGUUUGUUAGAGUUUUGCUGUUUAUUUGAUCUGUGAUCGUAUCUGACCAAAAAGACGUCAUGUCCAACCUCCACUUGUGUUUCCAAAUGUUCAGUAGUUAUCGUAUUUUUUGAUAAUUCAGCCCUUUAUAGUAAUUCCUAAAACCCCUACAUGUUUGAUAAUGUCAGCAAGUCAUGUUUUGUUUUUUUACAUGAUAGUUCAAUAGUAUGGGGUUGAGUUUUCAUCAUAUGUUAACAAUGUAAGAAAUAUGUAUUCAGAAAACUACCCCUGGAUCUGCCAUAAACUACUUGUAA